GUAAACAAACUCUGAGCAGAUCAUAUUCACUCACUCACACACAAAUGCAUACAUACGCUCGCCUUCUCUUGAACUUCCAUUUGAGUAUUUGCAGAGGCAGCAUAUUUGAAAGUAGGGUUCGUGAAGGAGAUGCUAUUUGCAUGGCUCGACUUUUCAUUCGAGGAGGCAUUCAGUUGACUAUUGACAUUGGUUAAUUAUGCAAGCAUAUUUUUUGUGAAAUAUUAUUUUCGAUUAUAUAUACGUACAUAUAUUGUUCAAUGAGCGACUACAGCUGUGAGUGCAAAUUUGAGGGCAAGACAUUUGAUAAGGAAUUCGACCGAAUGUGGUUGGAUAUAGCCGAUGAGCUGCGACUGCAGCACGAAUCAACUGGCAUUGGUAAACUAUUUCAACACAAUCAGAUCGGCAGUCCGUGCGACAGUGGAUUCGAGAAAAUGUGGCGUCAGACUGAAGAGGAUCUGCAGAGGGAACAGGAGAUUGCAGAACUCACACAAAGAUUUUGGCAAAAGCUAAAUUUGAAACGUAAACAAUCUCGAUGGAAUGUGUGA
Messenger RNA from Drosophila arizonae, 545 nucleotides. RefSeq lists its product as uncharacterized. The record is from RefSeq and is a predicted model, not a curated record. Lineage: Eukaryota; Metazoa; Arthropoda; Insecta; Diptera; Drosophilidae.